UCAUGCUGCUGCCAGGUCCAGAGUCUCUCAUGGGUCCCUGUACGGCCUCCCAUUGCUGCUGUCUCCAUCGCCACACUCUGCCAUGUGCCACUUUCAGGUCUCCUCACACACUGCUGGUGUGUUCCAUUUUUUGACAUAGGGUGCUGGCAGAUUACGGGCCUCCCAUAGCUGCUGCCAGGCCCCUAAUCUGCCAUGGGCCCCUAUAUACCGCCCCUCCUCAUGCUGCUGCCAGGUCCAGAGUCUGUCAUGGGUCCCUGUACGGCCUCCCAUUGCUGCUGUCUCCAUCGCCACACUCUGCCAUGUGCCA
Molecule: messenger RNA, 307 nt
Organism: Staurois parvus
Lineage: Eukaryota; Metazoa; Chordata; Amphibia; Anura; Ranidae
Source: the annotation of a GenBank genome assembly